Messenger RNA from Pseudomassariella vexata, 780 nucleotides. RefSeq lists its product as uncharacterized. Lineage: Eukaryota; Fungi; Ascomycota; Sordariomycetes; Amphisphaeriales; Pseudomassariaceae. The transcript is spliced from 6 exons. The coding region runs from base 1 to 780 and encodes 259 amino acids. The record is from RefSeq and is a predicted model, not a curated record.
AUGAACAGAUAUCAAAGUCCUAAAUUUUCUACCUUCGACUCAUCGGGCGGGAAACAGGUGCUGGCCGAUGGUUGCGUGAAGCCUAUAACUGGUACAGGGUUCUCGGAAGCCGAAGUCCGGCGACAGUAUGACAUAGCGUACGGCUUCUUCCCCCUGCCGCUCAAGAAGAAAGGCGAGCUACAGUAUAAGUGCAAUUUUGCCAGUGGAGAGGCACAAUAUCCGUUCUUCAGGGCGUAUCAAGCGGAGAUAGAGGAUUCUCCAGGCGAUAUAUUGACGCCUCCCAAGAAAGCACUUGAGCUAGCGGCUAAACUCUUCACGCUCUUCGCUUUUGUUCUCGAGCUGCCGGAGGAUUACUUCUCACCUAAGCAUCGGUACGAGGACGCGAGUGGCAACGACGUGUGGUACAUGAGCUGCCGUCCACGAUCCGCAGCCGAGGGUGCCAAAGUGGCUGAAACUUGGCCGAGAGCGUACACUGACUUAGGCUCGCUAACGCUACUCUGGAGCCAGAACGCAGUGGUUGGCGAUACGCUCGACGUCUGGUCGGCGUCAUACCUCAAAUCCACGACGCACCGGGGCGUGCAGCCGCUGCCCGAUCAGUUCGAUGGCAACCGGCUCGACUUUCUCAACUUUCCGGCACCGUCGCGCUUGCUGAUGCGGCUGGGUUUGGUGGAUAAGAGAUACGAUGACGCCGAGCCGGUCAAGGGUUUGAAGUAUGUGCACCAGAAGGCUAAGAACUAUCACAAUCAUGUCGUCUUUCUGACCGCAAGGAACAGCUUUUAA